Molecule: messenger RNA, 504 nt
Organism: Penicillium angulare
Lineage: Eukaryota; Fungi; Ascomycota; Eurotiomycetes; Eurotiales; Aspergillaceae
Product: DNA-directed RNA polymerase II core subunit RPB11
Exons: 4
Coding region: 1-504 (167 amino acids)
Biological process (GO): transcription by RNA polymerase II
Cellular component (GO): RNA polymerase II, core complex
Molecular function (GO): protein dimerization activity; DNA binding
Source: RefSeq, a predicted model, not a curated record
AUGGUUAAUCCGCGCGUGUUUACUGGUCUCGAUGAGGUACCUUUUGAUACUGCAACCAAUGCCAUCGCGAGAUAUCGCGCAGGGCGCAAGAGUUCACUCACUUCGCGUCGGGAGUACUACCGUGCUGUCGAUGAUCGUCCUGAAGCAUACGAAUCUAUUCUUCUUGGCCCCGGCGAGAACAAAAUCGACGUCGAGGUCGAUACUCGCAUGCCAUCUGCCAGCAUCUUCACCUUCCACAAGGAGGACCACACCCUCGGCAAUCUCCUUUGCUCUCGCCUCCACAAGCAUGAAAAUGUCAUCUUCUCCGCUUACCGAGUUGCCCACCCUCUGACUCCAAACAUCGAGCUCCGCGUGCAGACUGAUGGCCAGAUCACCCCUCGUGCAGCUGUCAUCCAGGUUUGCAACAAGCUGAUUAAGGAGCUUGGUCAACUUUCCCGCGAAUUCACCAAAGAGUAUGAACUUCGCAAGAUGGCCAAUGCCGCCAACCAGCAGCAAACCGAGUAA